This is a messenger RNA of Cinara cedri, 2448 nucleotides long. The record is from the annotation of a GenBank genome assembly. NCBI's taxonomy places the organism in Eukaryota, Metazoa, Arthropoda, Insecta, Hemiptera, Aphididae.
GCAUAAUAUUAUUCUCAAUAGUGUUUAUAAUACUUUGUCCUUUAAUAGGCACUAUUCAAUUAAAACGGUUCUAAAUGUUAUGUUACAAGCUCUUGGUCUGUUUAAAAAUAUUUGUAAUUAUAAACGGCUUACAGAUUCCAUUUUUCUUUAAACCAAAAGAAGACGAUUUUAAAAAGCAAUUAGUCGAAGCUGUAUACAGAUAUGACCAACAAAUACAACCACCUGCAGGUAAAAACUGUAAAAACCUAUCACUCGACAAUGGUUACCAGAAUGGAUUUUUAUCACAAGAAAUAUUUGAGCGUUUUGAAAAUGAUCUGUUUUUGAUCUUAAAACAAAUUUAUAGCUAUUACGUAGCCAAAUUACCCGAUAAAAAAUCGAUUAUUCGAGCAAUAACUAAAGAAUCAUCAGAAAAAUUUAAAAUAACAAUAUUUUCGGAAUUUGAAUUGACGAUUUGUUCACUUAUUCCUCGGUGUUUGGAUUUUAUCUUGAUUUGCGCACCCAAAAGUUCGUUAAUACUCGCAAUAGGCAAAUGUCAUAGACUGCUCUGUCACACUUUACCAGCGUUAGUUGCACAGAUAUGUACCCCGGACGAAAUUAAUAGUCAGAUUUAUUCGUGCAGCAUCAAAAGAAUUAAUAUAUUACGUAAACAAAUUGAACGCAUAGAGAACUUGAAACCCGUUUAUCUACAGGAAAAUUACCAGGACUUCAAGGCCGUGGAGUUUAUUAUAAACGCCCAUAGAUGCAUAAUAAAUAUCGAUAAAACAGAAAUUAUCAAGAAUAAUAUACAAAUGUAUAACAAUAAGCCUCCGAUCAAUGAAUUUAUUUUUGAAACGGUAAACCACGAUUAUACAAAUAUAAAAUUUAAUUUAGCAGAAUUACACAAUAGGGAUGAAAAAAAAAACGAACUUAUCGAACAAUUCGAAUUUUUAAAUAGUAAUUAUGUAACCUCACAAAUUCAAAAUAAAUGUGAUUCCUCGAAUAUGUUAUUGAACAUUAACCAAAUUAAACUUCCAAUAUCGAUGAUGAUAAACAAAUUAUUAUUGUACGCGAUAAAGAGCUUGGACAAAUUAUUUAAAUUAAAAACAUUUCAGUUUUUAAGGGAAUUAAACUUAACUAGUGACUCUUAUAUCGACUACGAUUUUAUCGUAGUUUGGAUGUCGGGAAUAUUCGACGGAAUAUGCAAAUAUAUUCCACUGACUCUUUUAUAUUUAACGGAAAAUGGGAUUUUCGAUACGGAAUUGUUUAGUCUGUACUUAAUGUUUUGUGACGACAUCAUAGAUUUUGUUUGUAUUCGUUGUCCUGGUACACGAAACUAUACUAGAGGUAUAGUGCAGCACAGUGUGAAUUGUAUCAUAGAAUCGAUAAAAGACAAAUUAUUGUGGAAUUUUUAUACUGUAACAAAUACGAUUUCUGAAACCGAAAAUAUUAUCAACGAUACUUGCGUGGUUUUGGCCUUGAGUUACGUAAGAAAGGCUUACGAAAUCUUAACUGAGUACUAUGACGGACUAUCCGUUGAUGUGUGGACUACGUUUGAUUGGUUAAGUGGAAAAUACUUUCUCACCAAAGAGUAUUAUAGCAAUGCCGAAAUAGACGAACUUAAAGAAACGGAAAUAAAGGUAAACAACGUUACUAUGACUUUAUCGGAAGCAUACUAUUUAGUAUUACCAUUAAAUUCAAAUGUGAUUACCGUGUUAACUUUUCACAAUAUAAUUUUGUUUUAUUUGGAUAGACAAUUCAAUUUCUAUGUUUACCGACACGCAAAAACGAUAGUAUUAUACUUUGAAUUUAUAAAUACUGUCAAAAAAUCCACGUUAGACCGUUUGAAAGGGUCAUUGAGUUGGUAUAAAACCAUCAAAGUACCGUUUUAUAAAUACUUGAGUUUACCAGUCAAACACGAACCCAGGGUAGAUAUAAUCAAUAUAAUUACCGCAGUCGAAAAAUUAGAUAACUACAGCGAAGUGGUUAAAAUUAAAAUGACUAUUCCUGGUGAUAUUAACGGCGAAAUAAUCUCUUGGACCGACAAUGUACUUAAGGAUGCUAACAAUAUCGGUUACGUGAACGGUCUGAAUCAGUUAAUUAUGUCCAAUUGUUCGGAUGCUAUGCAUUUUUUUAACACCUUCAUGUCAAUUGUACAAACGUCGUUGUCAUCGGAUAAAGUAAUUGAUAAUGACACCAGUGAUAAUAGCAAUAAUGGUAAUAAUGACAAUUUAAAUGAUGUGUAUCAAAAACUCUGUUCAGAAAGCGUGAAUGAAAUUUUUUUCGAGAAGCUUAAUACUCCAGUUCGGAUGUUGAACUUCUUUAAGCGACGUUUGUCAAAUCGUGAUCAGAGCACAUAUAAAAGAACAACUGGACCAAGUUGAUUUUAAAAACCGGCUGUUUACGUUAGAUAUUUCGUAUCACAUCUAUUGUAAUACCUAUCCGUUCUUUAUUAUCAUACGAUAUUCUGUG